AUGGGCUUGCAAGGCGAUGGUUUGGAGUGUAUAUAUAUCACUGCAGAAGCACCAAAUGAUGAAUGGUUAUUAGAUGGACUUGCAGGGUUCUUAACAGACUCAUAUAUUAAGCAAUUUCUUGGAAACAAUGAAGCACGGUAUAGGCGAUAUAAGGCAAAUUGUGCGGUCUGCAAAGCAGAUGAUAGUGCUGCAACUGCAUUAAGCUCCUCUGAUGCUUCCAAAGCUUUGUUGCAGUUCUCCAAAUGUUGGAAAAAACAGACGGGCCCCGAGUCAUUUUAUAAAGUUUUGAAGAAUCUGGUUGCACCGCCUAAAGAUACAACUCGUCCUUUCAGCACAAAAGAGUUUCGCCACCUUGCUAAUGAAUUUUCUGUAAGAAAAUUAUCAAAAUGCAACUAUGACCUUUUCUACCUUGUUAAGGCCUUUUGGCGUGUUCGGAUUGAGGCGAUUUUUGCUUUAGCUAGCACAGCAUCCGAGAGUAUUUUGUACUCAAGUUAA
Lactuca virosa is the source of this 495-nucleotide messenger RNA. Lineage: Eukaryota; Viridiplantae; Streptophyta; Magnoliopsida; Asterales; Asteraceae. The record is from the annotation of a GenBank genome assembly.